AUGGAUAGUAAUAAAAAAGAAAAAAAUAAAAAAAAAGAUAAAAAUAAAAAAAAAGAUAGGUCUCAGCAAAAAUACCAACAACAACAACAAGAACAAAUAAGAAAAAAAGAAAAAGAAAAAGAAAAGGAAAAAGAAAAAGAAAAAAAGAAGCAAAAUAAACUAUCUCCGCCCCAAUCUCCUAAAAGAUUAGUCACAUCAACACUAUCUCCACAUCUUCAGUCAUCACUACCAACACCACAGCAACAACAAACACCAAUAUCCACUGUUUCUGUAUCACAAAAUUAUAAUUGUGUAUGUAGUAAUAAUAAUGAAAAGGAUUUUGCAUUGCUUUGUAAAGACUGUAACGAAAUAAUAUGUAAUAAUUGUUUGUUAAGAGGAGACUUAAAUGAUGUUCACAAAGAUCACAAUAUUUCAAUAAGUGAAAAGGCGUUACUUCGACUGAGUAGCAGUGGGAACGCACAGGAAAGUUAUUUAAUCAACGAGGAAUCAAUUCAAUUUAUUAAAGGCUAUAUAGCGAGCGAUAAAAUAGUGUCGCAAGCAGUAGAUGAGGGCUUUUUAAAAACAGAGCAUACCCAUAAAAUGAAUAUGGAAUCCAUAAGAAAGCAAUUUCACCAUCUACAUUCAUAUCUAACAAAGAUGGAGGAUCAAAUACUGGAAAACUUAGAGUCGGUUCAAGAUGAAAAUAGGGAUAUAGAGACAAUGAUUAAAGGCCAAUUGGAUCAAGAUUUACAUGUUAUGAACCAAAUUUUAAAAAACUAUGAAUCACAACAAAAAAAAAUAAAGAAAUGGCAAAUGUUAAAUGAUAGCAGCAACAAUAGCAAUUAUAACUAUAGCGAUUUACAAUACUUUAAAGAUAGUUUUCAAUAUAAUAAAUUAAUAGAAAGAAAGCUAAAUAAUAAAUUUGAGACAUUUAAAAACAAUACUGUUACAUUUGAACAAACAGUUAUCGAAUCAAUAAAAGAAUCAUUAAAAUCAAUUUGUAAAAUUGAAUCAAAAGAUUUUAAAGAAGAUAGUUUAAUUUAUAAAAAUAAUUUAAUUAUAAAUAAGAGGUUUAAAUCAUCUGGUCUAGAUGAAUAUUAUUUAUGGAAUGGCGAACCAAUACUCAAAAAUAUUAAAAACGUUUUGGUCGAUUCAAAGUUCGAAUUUUCAAAUUUAUCAUUACCAUCAAAUGUUGAAAAAUUAUUUUUAUUUGAUGGUUUCAAUCAUUCAUUAUCAAUAGAGUCAAAUAAUUUAUUUAGAAAUAUAAAGAUUUUGGGAUUGGGUGAUAUAAAGAGACCAUUGGAGGUUGGAGCCAUACCGCCAAAUGUGAAGGAACUGUGUCUUUAUGAUGGCUACAGUCAUCCUAUUAGUCCAGGAAUAAUACCCCCAACAGUAGAGUCUUUGUUUAUAUUUGGUAUUAAAGAGCAAUUGACUUUUGAGUCGAUUCCAAAUGGUGUAAAGAAACUAGGUAUAGGUUUUAUUGGACAAUCGUUGGAAUCAAUUAUACCACCAUCUGUAACUGAACUUUCAGUUGGAUAUUUAAAGUAUCGUUUAGAUGACGAUAAUGGAACCACAUCAAUUCCCAAAACUGUCAAAAAGCUACAUCUUUUAAAUGGUUUUAACCAUGUACUUAAGUCCUCUAUGAUACCCGAAUCAGUAGAAACCCUUUACGUUCAUUCGAUCAGAAGACAAAUUUUACCACAAGCAAUCCCCAACUCAGUUAAAGAACUACAUUUUUGCGACGGGUAUCUCCAUUCUAUUGGCUAUGGUGCUAUUCCAGACUCUUUACAAGAGCUAUGUAUUUUUGAUAUUGGCAAACCCUUAGCCGCCACCAUUCCAAGAAGACUAAAAAUUAUUCAUUUUGGUGCAACUUUCAAACACCCAAUUUCAGACGACAUUUUACCACUAUCAAUAUCACUAUGCAUAUAUGAUAUUAAACAACUAUUGUUAAUAGACGAAAGGAUACUAUCAUCUAUUAAAGAAAUUUAUUUAUUCAAUUUUAAUAAUUAUUCACAUUUAAUUCCAGAAAAUAUUUUAACAAAGAUAAAAAACAAUGCAAUACCCCUAUAA
This is a messenger RNA of Dictyostelium purpureum, 2049 nucleotides long. RefSeq lists its product as uncharacterized. Gene Ontology annotation, molecular function: zinc ion binding. The coding region runs from base 1 to 2049 and encodes 682 amino acids. The transcript is spliced from 3 exons. NCBI's taxonomy places the organism in Eukaryota, Evosea, Eumycetozoa, Dictyosteliales, Dictyosteliaceae. The record is from RefSeq and is a predicted model, not a curated record.